Molecule: messenger RNA, 1694 nt
Organism: Macadamia integrifolia
Lineage: Eukaryota; Viridiplantae; Streptophyta; Magnoliopsida; Proteales; Proteaceae
Product: glutaminyl-peptide cyclotransferase
Exons: 11
Coding region: 311-1282 (323 amino acids)
Molecular function (GO): glutaminyl-peptide cyclotransferase activity
Source: RefSeq, a predicted model, not a curated record
UUGAUCUGAUUUGAUUUCGUAUUCCUUCAAAUUUUCACUACCCUCCCCUUGGACGGAAGCUUUUCUUCCCCAAUUCCAUAUACGUCCUUCCCCUGUAGUAUCGCCUUGCAACAGACAGGCAAACUACGACACAGGUCAAAGGGACUUCAUCUGCAGAGAUCACAGAACAAAUGCGACACCGAACUCCAUUAGGACCCUUCCAAACGGAAAGCUGAUUAACCCAACUUCUCUCCUCAAUCUCGACACCCGUCGCAAAGUCUCUUCCAAAAUUCGAAAUUGUUCGAGAAUGUUGUAGCGAUUUCACUACCAAAUGAGAGCUAUAACCAUGGUUAGCAGUUCAUUGAAGCGGAGAGCUAAGAGAACGACUUCUCAGCCGUCUCCGUCCAUGGCGUCAACAGCUUCUUCAUUCAGUUGGAGAAGAAGUUCUCUUCUGAUCACUCUCUUCCUUGUUUUAUGCGUUCCCGUUGUAAUGCUCAUUACGUCGAAUUCAUCAUUCCUCAAGGUCCCUUUGGCCCAUUACUCAAUUGAAGUAGUCAAUGAGUUUCCUCACGAUCCGAAAGCCUUCACUCAGGGCCUUCUAUAUGGAGGAAAUGACACUCUAUAUGAGUCAACUGGUCUUUAUAGUGAGUCAUCAGUCAGGAAGGUUGUUCUCCAGACUGGGAAGGUUGAAAUUAUUAAUAAGAUGGACGCUUCUAAUUUUGGGGAGGGUCUUACCCUUCUUGGUAAAAGGUUGUUCCAAGUGAUUUGGUUGAAGAAAACUGGUUUCAUAUAUGAUCGAUAUAAUCUACGCAAACUUGGAAAAUUCACUCAUCAGAUGCAAGAUGGUUGGGGACUGGCAACUGAUGGGAAAAUCUUAUUUGGUAGCGAUGGAACUUCAACUUUAUACAAGCUUGAUCCUCAAACAUUUAAAGUCAUAGGAAAAACUGCUGUCAGAUACAAUGGUCAUGAAGUUUAUAAUCUCAAUGAAUUGGAGUAUAUAAAUGGAGAAGUGUGGGCGAAUGUUUGGCAGACUGACUGCAUAGCUAGAAUUUCCUAUAAAGAUGGAACUGUUCUUGGAUGGAUUCUCCUUAACAAUUUAAGGGAAACUUUGAUAGCAACUGGGGAUGCAGCUAUUGAUGUUCUGAAUGGAAUUGCCUGGGAUGAAGAAAAGAACCGUAUAUUUGUGACAGGGAAACUGUGGCCAAAGCUUUACGAGAUCAAGUUGCACCCAAUCAGGGCUCUAGCUGAUGAUGCCAUGGAGCAACUCUGCCUGCGGCGACCAUUCAAUUUUGCACAUAAAUGACAUGGAAGUUUGAACAAAGUGAUGCUUUGCUGGAUCAAUUAAUCUGCUAGUGACUCUUUUUGCCAAUGCCCAACCAUUGUUCUGUCCAUGAAAGUUUCUGGUGCAGGGUGCAGGUUUAAUUCAGAUUGAAUGCUUUAAUGCAAGCACCUGCUCCCAUAAUUGGUUUCCAAUUUACAAGACCGAUCGAAAAGAAAAUGCAUCUAGUUUCGACAUGAGCUUGAAGAAGGAGCUAUACAGGAAUGAAUGCACAAAGAGAAGCCAUUGGAAUCUCGGUUCACAGCAGUUCCCUAAUGUAGAACCUCUGGACCAUCAUUAACCAAACAAAAUUCGGAUGUUUGUCUCUGCUAUAGUAUAUUUUUCUUUACCUUUUUUUUUGAAGGAAAAUGCGAUCUUCUGUAUUCUUCUGUUCUAA